Molecule: messenger RNA, 11126 nt
Organism: Bactrocera dorsalis (oriental fruit fly)
Lineage: Eukaryota; Metazoa; Arthropoda; Insecta; Diptera; Tephritidae
Gene: e(y)3
Product: supporter of activation of yellow protein
Exons: 12
Coding region: 1924-9390 (2488 amino acids)
Source: RefSeq, a predicted model, not a curated record
CCACUCUGCCACAUAACUAUCCCAUCAGCUGAGAAGCUUGUUGGAUGUGUUUUAUGCAGAAGGUUUUAAUGCAAAUGCCUUCAUAAGGGUGCCCAAUCGGUUGAAAAUAUUACUACUAGUUCGAGUGGUAUUCCCCAUUUUUGUUGAUAGCAAUUAGGACAAAUUGCUCAUCUGGAGUGCCUUAUACUUUAGAUACUAUGAACCCCUACCUUGGUAAAACACAUCGUUCAUUUUACUUCUCAAACGUCGGUACUGCAGAGUGGGCUCUUUGUUUUCUGUCUUUACGUUUUGGAUGCCGCGAUUUCUGUAUUAGCUCGACAUAUUCCAUUCAUACUGUUGAAAUUGCAAUAGUCAAUUUGACUGUCGGCUGGCUGGACGUUCGCUCAUGUUAUGUGUUAUGUACCUAUCUAAAGUUAUAUGGUUGCCGAAACGAGUGAACGCUCGAGCAAACAUCUAUUUGCAAUAAAAAUUAUUUUGAUGUGCAUAUUUGCAAUAACUUUUGUAUUUAUUUGUGUGUAUUAUUGUUUCUGUUGUAUCUGUUUAAAAUGUAUAAUAAUAGUGUUCAACGAGGCUAAUUCGUCAUACUUGAACACAAGUUGCUGGUGCAUACGCUACUGCAGUCAACGAAGUCAAGUUUUGUUUAUUAACGGUGAAAAACGCGAAAUUUGUUCUGAAUUGUUACCAUAACACGCUCAAGCACCCACACCGACGCCUUGGCAUUCGCCAGACGAAGUAUUAGGCAGCGAAUGAGAUUUGUUAGCUGUUGUCUUUUGUCUAUAUUUGCGAAUACUUAUUAUAUGUACAUAUGUUUUUAUUUGAUCUCUGCUGCGCCGUUAACAUCUCACUAUUGUACGUUUCUCUACGUACAAGCGCACAUACGCACGUGUCUACUAACAUAUGUAUUUAUAUUUGUAUCUUUGCGAUGCCUUUUGGAGUGAACAUAUGUAAUUAAAUAAGCAUUGAUAUAUGUGUGUGUGCUUGCAGGCGCUCAAGUAUCUUUUGAUUUCUUUGUCGCAGCGGUUACCUCUGCUGCUCGCCGCUUCGUCAGUUGCUUUUAAGUUUAAACAUAUUUUGGUGGCAUUUAACAGAUUGCGUUGUUGUUGUUACACUCUUAUAUCCACCCUAUACACACACAUAAAUUACGAACGCACACAUGCCUAUAUACGAAAGAUUUUGUAUGAAUAUUUGUCUAUCCACAUGUUACUUGUUUAUGCCAUGCAUCGUGUUUUAUUCAUAUUCACACUGUGCACGUGCUUCGUACUGCCCGUGCUACGAUCGUGAGGUCUUUGCGUGCUCGGUUUUCGUCGUCGCCCAACCAUUCUGCCCCUGUUGCCCCGCACUGUGUCUCGUCUUUACUAGCACUUUGCUGCUUAAACCUACCCCUCACGCAGCCUGCUCGUUGUAGCCUACGUCGAUUAUAGCUGGCGUCGUACGACAUUCGUUGCUUUAUCGCCUCGCCAUCGUUUCUUGUCAUAUACUUUCGCUGUGUUUAUCGCUGGCUCUGCUUCAUACAGCUUCGUACACUGGUUCGUACGAUUCGUUCAUACGUUGCGCACUGGUUCGUUGGCACAGCAUUGAAAAUUUCACAGCGUAUAUUUAACAAAAAAUGAUACAACACAAUUUUUCCUCUGCAGGCAGCUCAUUUUCGUUCUCGUUUUCGGUUUCGAAGUUCAACGUUUUGAAACGCGUGUAGUGCAGUGUGUUACGUUUGCGUUUACGCGAAGUUCAUGCAGUUUUCAGUUAAUCGAAUGCUAGAAAAAUUCGAUAAAAGUCUCGACUUAUCAUCCUCGCUUCUAUAUAGAUAUAGUGAAGGAAGAUAUGACGUUCUUCUUACGCUAAUUAAUCCGAACAGACGUCAAAGCGCGGCUCCGAUUGGAUUUGACAUCCAUCCCAAUACUUAAGCAAGGAAGAGGCAGCUAAGCAAUGAAUGUUACAAACAACCAGGCGCCCGAAGAUUCACAGAACCCACAGAACAAUUUGUACGCCGCCAGUAGAAGAAUCAAUCAUAACCAAAACUCCGCUCUGGCUCACGUACAGGCCAGUAACCAAAGUGCUGAAGAAGAACAGGAGCAAAUUGUCACUUCGACUUCGUGUGAGACGCAUAUAAGCGCUACCGGUCAUUUGCCGCGUCUGGAGGCAUUGAUCACAUCGCCGGCGCGCAUCACCAGCUCCACCGGGAAUGACUGCAGCUCCUCACCGCAGCGUGUGUUGUCCACGACGUGCAGCAGUAGCAGCAGUGGUGGUAGCGGCAGUGGCCGACAAUCGACGCAUAAUCGCGGCGACAUAACAACGGAUGCCUCCAGCGAGGAUGAAUCCCUAUCACCACAUCAAUCGACGCAAUCCUCUUUCAUUGGCCGAACUUUAGUGAAACCGGGUGCACGUGCGGUCCACGCAUUUGUUCGCGCAAUACCCACUGCGUUGGACUCGGUGAUGCCGACAACUUCUGCUGCAGCGGCGACACGUUCAGCAGGCGCUCGAAGUGUGGAUACGGAACUGAUGCGUGCAGUAUAUUCUGCGAGCAGCAACAACAAUAACAAAAUUAGUAUUAGUAAUAUAAGUAACGGUAGUUUAGAGCAUACGAACGGCGACAGCGACAAUACGAACAUGGUUGCGCGCGAACAGUCAACCACCACCGUGGCCUCAAGCGGCGACACCAAAGCUGUCGGUCAUGCAGCGAGUGUGGCGGCUGGCAGUGGGCAAGGUCAAACAAUGCAAACCGAGCACAACACCGAAACACACAAGAUCAUACUGAAAUUACCCAAACCAAAUGCUACGAGCGUUAAUACACGCUCCAGUGAAUCUCAUAGCAAUACCGACACGUUGAGUAGCUGUGACGGCAUUGCCGGCUACAGUGGAGCUGAAUCGACACGCAAAGUGGAGCCACUCAAAAUCAAUUUACAUGCGCACAACAGCAGUAGCAGUACGAAUAUAGUUCCCAAAAUCACAAUCAAACCGAUCGUGAAGAAGCACAACGAUGUCGCAUCCUCGGAUUGUUCAUCUUCGGCCGAAGAUGAGGCGGUGGUUGAGACCUGCAGCGCACGGGUCGGCGCACAAAUACCCAAAUUGACCAUAAAGGGGUCAACAGUCGUCGGUGGCUGUAGCGAUGAACCACAUAUUGUUCCCAAAUUGACAAUACGUUCUGCCAAUGACAGCUCAGACAGCUCAGUAGUGCCCAAGUUGACAAUCAAGAUGUCCGAUUCGCAAAGUAAUUUGCAUAACAAUAGCAGCAUCAGCCAAAUGUCACCAGCCGCUUCGGGUGUGCACAGUGCCGUUACAGCAAAAUCACUGACGGACCACUCACCCCCGCCACUACCGAAGCUCACCAUAAAAACAUCGCUGGACGGGACGAGCGAGUCAAUAAUGUCGACGAUAUCGCCGGCAUCCUCAUCUUCGUCUUCGUCGAGCACAUCCUCGUCCACCGGUUUGCCGUCACUAUCUUCUGGCACCGCCUCGUGUAGUGUAUCAAAUGCUACCGCCUGUUCUGUGCCUAAGUUGACCAUAAAAGCAUUGCCGCCCAAGCAUGAGGAGCUGGUGCCGAAGUUGACAAUCAAAACAAGUGCAGCUGGCGCUUGUGUGAGCACAUCAGCGGCCAACGCUCCUAUAGAUACAAAUACUGAGGUUAUUGAAACUGGCAGUUGCAGCAGUAAAAUACCCAAACUAACGAUUAAAACCGGUCAGGAACACGCGGUUAUUAUAACGCAACACAACGACACCUCCAACGCGCAAGUCAUACCAAAGUUGACGAUCAAAACUAAAUCAUUGGAUGCGGAAGAGUCGCUCAGCGACCUAAGCGAGGACCCGGCACCGCCUCCAGAGAAGAUACCCAAGAUCACAAUAAAGACGCAUGAACCAGCACCGGAGGCUACGACUCCCAAAUUCUGCAUAAAGACCAUGCAACAGCAAACGGAAUCGGAACACACACACUCCAUUCCCAAGCUGACCAUAUCUAUGGCAAAUUUGGAAGGUGGAUCAGCACCCCAAUCACCUAAGCAGUCGCCACUUGUUGUACGGCAGUUGUCGAGCAGCUCACGCAAGCCAGAGUCGCCGGAAAGGCUGCCAAAGCUAAUGAUAUCUCGCCAGGAUACCAAAGGAAGCAACUGUGAUGCAUCUGUAGAAAAAGUCGUGCCCAAGCUGACCAUUAAAACCAAUAGCCAGGACGGUGGCGGCAACGAAUGUAAGGAGAAAAUUCCCAAAUUGACCAUCAAAUCGAUACCCAACAUGGAGCAGCAAUCCUCAGAGGAGAGUGAUGAAUGUAUGAGUGGCGAAUCUUCACCACCAUUGUCCUCAGCAGAGGACGCAGCCGCUAACAAAGUGGUGCCCAAGCUAACCAUUAAGAAUCUUUCUUCGCCAACCUUGCGAAUGAAAGCUGUGCUGGAGGAUAAAACGCAACGUAAUGUGUCAAAAAAGUGUGGAAAAUCCAGCGAGCCAAAAAACAUCGCCGCCGCCGACAUAAACGCCACAGCCGGUUGCGGCGUGACGCAAAGGUCGCUGGAUACCCAACCAAGUAGGGAGAAUAGUGCUCAUGAACAGUUAGUUAACGGUUGCGAAUCGAGUAGCAGUCAAGAGUUCUGCGGUUUCAACAACGACAACACAGCGUUUGCUGAGGAGGAGGAUAUACAGGAGCCUCGACGCAACUCUGACGACAUGGACAUCGAUGAGGGUUUGCAAAACCACGACCCACAGGUAUUCAAUAAUAUUUUUCAUGUUAGCAAUGGUGACUCGCUACGCAUGGAUAAUACCGAAGAAACGGAGCUAAUGCAACCUCCGAUGUCAGGUGACGACCUAUCCAACGUAGUGGACACUGUCGAUUUGACAUCCUCGCCAUCACCGGGAUCAUCGCCUGCACAUUUCACUUACACCGACGCUGAUCCGCAAGUAAACGAUGCACAGCAGCCGCCGCAAGCCACCAUACUAAUGGAGCGUCUUCAACGUGAAAUGAGCGUUAUACAAACGGCACCGCCGUUGGAUAACAGGCUUCUGCUUAAUCAAUUGAAUUCGCCGCUUAACGCUAGCAAAUACGGUGCUCCACCGCCUCUGCAGCCGAAACCAUCACAAACACAACAACACGUCCACCAGCAACAGCAACAGUCACAGGUUCAAAAACAACCACAUCUGCCACAACAAAUAAGCAAUAGCAUGAAAUAUCCACAAUUGACAGAACGGCUAAUGGCUAAUGGAGCACGAGUCCACCAAAAUUCAAACAUAAUGCACACAGUCGGCAGUGCUGCGGCGUCAAUGAAUAACACAGCGCUGACAAAUCAGUUGGCACCGCAAAUGGAAAAGGUAAUAGAUUCCAUUGAGAUACUGGACACGCCUGAAGGUAGUCCGCGUUUGACGCUGGACGAUACCGCUGCGUUGCCCAAAAAUCUUCACAUAAACAACGAGGAUGGUUUGAUAAAUAAUGCCGCGGUCAGUGGAACUUAUGAGGAGAACAGCUCAGAUAUAUUGAGACGCAACAACAAUGUCUUGGAUAAUGACUCCUCAGCAAAUGAAAUGAAUAAUAUCAGCUUGAAGAGACAUGCGAACACAAUAUCCACUUUGAUGAUGGAAAACAACGUAGAGGAGCACUGUAUUGAGAUCACACCAAACAAAGUUCGUCGCAUUGAUAGUGAAUCACACACCAUGGCUACACUGACAAUUUUGACGGACGAUGAGUCAUCUAACACGAAAUUAAUUACUACGUCGCCCACCAUCUUCGGAGGCAAUCAUCAUGUUGUGGACAUCAGCGAAGAGGCACCAACCGAGAACUCCACCAUCACAAUGGAUCUCUCCUCUCCGAAGACUUCGAUUCAUCGUCCGCGCAAACAACGACAUGAACAUCUAUUGGCCAUACCGCUGGACGAAGAGGACUCGUUGCAGUACAACCUGAAUAACGACACAAUCGCCAAUUGUUACACAUCGAAUGAACAUUUAGCGUCGUCGAAAGCGGGAGUAGCAACCACAGAGCAAUCGACUACGACAAACACACCUGCCGGCAUCAAGAGACGCGGUCGUCCAAAAAAGAAUGCUUUCAAUAAUGCUACGGCAGCUGCAACUGUGACAACACCCGUAGCUACCGCCAUGUCAAAUGACACACCCAGUAUUGGUGCUGUCGAUACUCCGGCCACCGAUGGCGUGUCGAAGUCUCGCCGUGUGGAACUGUUACGCAAACGUCUCGCUAUCGAUAUGGUGGACGCCGAGCAGCCAACAGAGGAACAAAAAAGCAUAGAUGGUGCUAUGGAUACUGAAACGUCGAAGCGAGAGCGUGCAGUGCGCACAGGAGCAAGAACUUCUCGGCGUUCCAUUUUACCAGGUGGCGCUAUUACCUCAGCAUCGAAGAUCAAGUCAAACGGUAACAAUGGCGAGGUACCUAUAAAGGGUCGUAAGCGUUCGGUGAACGCCUUGAUGGGCGGCAGCGCUGCUAUUAGUUCAACACUACCAGCAAACACCACAAUCACCAAUUCAGUGUCUGACAGCAUUAUGUCCGUCCUUAAUCACUACGGUGGUUCUAAUUCCAGCAUCUCUUCUGCCUACUCCAGCAGCUCUAUGAGCUCUGCCACUGUGACAACAGCUGCUGGCGCCCCAGUGAACGUCGGCGUGCCUACUUCCAUUUCGUUGGCGACACAAAUUGACUUGACCAUGUGUUCAUCCUCGUCGUCAGCCAGUAAUGGCAGCACAACCGCCACUAUGACAAUAGCUGGCGGCAGCAUUGUCGCUAGCAGCGGAACAAUAAGUGUCGCAGUACAAAAUCAAAGCAGCAGUUCAAUGCUGCCACCUGCAACCAUACUCUCCUCGUCGGAUCCCGUGCCGGAUGUGGUCUUCAGACCAAACGAUUUCUCUUCGCUUAUGGCAACUCAACAGCUGCGGGCAGCGCAGUGUAACACUAGCUUGGAAACGGAUCUGUUGCGUAUGCAGACAACACUGGACGGCACCAAAUUCGAUAUACGCGACGAUGACUCUACUAGUCAAGGCGGCGGCACGUACGGCAGCGGUGCGGAUAUAUCUGGAGAAGACUCUAAUACGAGUUCAAUUUCCACACCCGUUAGUGGUCGCGGUCGAGGUGGACGUGGUCGAGGACGUGGCUCUGGACGAGGUAGCGGUCGCGGCAGUCGCGCUCAUCGCUUGGGCCGUGGCGCCAGUGCCGUUGCCAAACAAAUUGCGCUCAGUCGACCACGCUGUGUCGGCGGCCUAAAGCAUACGCCCGAUCCAGAGCGAAUGAAAGGCCUCUAUAGUCCGUCCCCUCAAGUAUUUGAAGAGGAUACCCGUAUGAGCGCUGAUUUAAGUCAGAUUCAAAUGCCGCUGCAAUCGGAACCAGCAACGCCUAUAAGGCAACCUGAUUUUCUUAAUAAUGACGAGUCUCAGUCCUCCGUGGUUAGUACGAGCAGCAUUUUGGAUCCCAACACUGUGGCCGCUGUGCAAAAUGGCAGCGCUAUUAAACGUCCAAAGAAGAAGAAAAUGGAAGUUUGCGUCGCUGAAGACGCUGAAAUUACAGUUGCAGCUAUCGCUGAGUAUGACUGGCCGCCGCCAAAGGGCUGCUGUCCAUCGAAAAAUCGCGACACUUUUAUGAUUCAAGAGCAGGUCGCCUUGUAUUUGGGCAUUAAAAGCUUCAAGCGAAAAUAUCCUGAUCUGCCGCGCCGCCAAAUCGACAUGGAGGAGCGCAAUUGGCUGCAGGAGAAGGGUCUCGUGUCGGAGCGUAUGUGCGACUUGGGCAUCACAGCCGUUUGGGCAUCCGACAUACUCGACAUUAUGUAUACCGACUUCUAUGAGAAAUACGAGGAGUACAAGGAUUUCAUUAGGCAAAAGCAUUUGCGCGAAAUCGAGGCAAAACAGAAAGCACUAGGUCUCAACGUGACUGGCCGUGGACUGCAAGCGCGCGAACGUGCAUUGCUUUCGGCCAGUAAAUGGAAUUCCUACUUCAAUAGAAGCCGCAAGGAGGAACGUUUAGCAUGUCUGGACUUGCAGACGUUAACGGUGAAUGUGCCAUUGCCUGCAACAGCGCCCACUACAACAAUGGUGAACCGCUCAAUUGCCGAGGCAGUGACAGAGGCCGCUAAAACCGAGAACAUACCUGAGCCACCAACACUGUUGCGACCGCGCAAUACUACACCGCCACGCGACGUGGACGCCAGCUACCCAGUAGCUUUAGUGCCCGGUCAGUAUAGCGCGAAAUACCGCCAGUACACGCCAUUAGAGUUGAGUUGCUUCCCGCUUAAUACGGUGCUGCAGAACCCACGUUUGCUGGUUGAACGUACGUCACAACACACACAAAAGCAAACGGCGCCUCCAGUGUCAGAUGACAAGAAGUUAGCAGACCAGCUCAAUGUCGCAGAUGAAAAACCUUGCACCCAAUCAGCGGACACAAAAGCCACAAUCGACAAUUGCACCGAGGAGAACCCAACGACAGGCAACACUGUGCGUCUCAGCGUGCGCUCACGUUCUGCCACUAAAGCUAAUUGUGACGACAUCGAUGCAGCAGAAGAAGUCGAUAGUGCAACAGACUCGGCUAUGUCCACUUCGGGCAGUGAAAGUGAAAGCGAAUCGGACUCGGAUAGCGACUCCGAUAGCUGCAACGAUGAUUCCGGCUCGUCAUCGGAAGAUGAGUGUGCUCCUCCCACCACGUGCGGCGUGUGCCAGCGUGCACAGCAACGCAAUAUGAGAAACCUGCCCGAGGUCUUCAUAGGUUGCUAUACAUGCCGACGCAAAGUCCACCCGAGCUGCAUUGAGAUGCCUUACCGCAUGGUGGCGCGCGUGCGCAACUACAAUUGGCAAUGCGCCGACUGCAAAUGCUGCAUCAAAUGCAAAGGUAACAAGGAUCAGAAUAAAAUGCUGUACUGUGAGCAAUGUGAUCGCGGCUUCCACAUUUACUGCUUGGGUAUCAAAGCCGUGCCAGAUGUUCGUUGGAGUUGUGAUCGUUGUAGCUUUUGUAUGCGUUGUGGCGCCACAAAACCCGAGGGCUUGCCACAGCAACCAAACAUGAUUUCGCCGAAUGGCGAGAAAGUCAAACAGAUCAAACACAAAAAAGUGAAAUGGAUUAAUGAGUAUCGCAUAGAUCACAUUACGAAAUUGCGCGAGCACUGUUCCAUGCUGUGUGUGCCAUGUGGACGCGCCAAGAACGUGAAACGCGUACAGAUAGCCAGUCCAUGCGUCAGCAGCGUAACAACAAGCGCAAGCAGUGUUAUGCCACAAUCAGCAUCGCCGCCAAUCGCCACACCACAAAAGGAGCUGGCUAAAAUCCCGCCACAAACACCAGCAACCCCUGCUGGGAGUGCAACAGCAAUUGGCAACGCGGCUACGGAAGUUGCGCCCUCGAAUGCGAGCAGCGCAGGCGGCAAGGGUGCCGCUAACCAGCCGACAGCGAAUAAGACGAACGCAGCCGGUACGCUGCCGCCACCACCGCCCGUUGUUGCCUGAGUGGGGGUGAUACGUUACUGCCCCAAGCGUAGUAGCCUGAACGACAGCGAUAUGUAGUAGCAAUAAAGUGCGACCGUGAAGGCGGUAUUAUGAGCGACAUCGGUGUGCAUAGCUGCUGUCACUAAACCAGCAACAGUCCAGAGAAACACUCGCAAGUUGAAAGCAGUUAUUAACAUUUGGAAUAUGAUUCAAGGAAGAGAAAUGUUUUAGCAAGUGUAAAGCAUAUAAUUGAAGAAUUGAUGACAAACUUAACGCCUUUUCAUAAACAUAACACUUAUUUUAGCAUUUAAGAACAACAAAAUUUAAUUCAUACUUUUUUAAUUAAGUUAAAUGUCUAGUUUCGUUUAAUAUCUAACUAUAAGCUAAAUUUAUGAUAAAAAAAAAAACAGCUCGAUUCUCCUAUGCUACAACGUCAGGCUUAAAGUGUUAAUUUAUCAAAUGUAUUAUAGUGCAAACAGAAAUUAAUGAACAUAGGACGUAGAAGGCAAAUGUUUACGUACAUUUCAGUAAGAAACUAUUUCAACAAAUUAACUAAGGAGUAAUCGAUUUGCUGCAUGCAAACACAAUCAUGUAUGUAAUAUGUCAAAUAAUGCACAUAAGAGUUGAUUUAAGUCCUAAGUAAGCUGAAAACAACACAAAACAAAAAUUCAACAGAAUAACAAAAUAAAAUAAAAUUUAUUAAAUAUCAAACUAAACUAUAUAAGGCGUGAAAUUCACUUUGUAUACAACACUAAUAACUGUUUAAUAAUGAAAAAUGUGUAUUUAAAUAUAUGCGAGUAUAGUUUUUAAAUGAAAGUCAGAAGUAAGACGUUGAGAAUCGUUUUCAAAGUGGCGGAGUGGCAAAUAGUAUUCAUGCGGGUUUAGCUGCUUAAGUCUACUCAAGUUUAUUGAGUAGUGACAUGUGUAAAAAAAAACGUAAAUUUAGCAUAUCUCACAGCACUCUAUUUGUAUUUGUGUUCCUCAUCUAUUAUUUUGCAUAAUUGAGUUUUUUUCUUGUAAAUAUUAGCCGAACAUUUUUUUCUUACAAGCAAUGCUUUAAGUGUUCCCAAUUUCACGUAUGAAGUGUUAAUUAAACAAUCCAUUCAUCCAUACUAAUAUUUCGAUGUGUGCGAAUUUCUCCAAUUUUAUUGUUACGUUAGCCAACCGCGCUCCGCCGCCGAGGAUUAUAUAUGUGUGUUUUUAAUCUACGUACAAUUUAUUUUAUAUUUGUAAGUUGUAGUUAAUAACAUCCUACAAAAAAUGCGUGCAAACAUUAUACAUAGUUGAUUCCUUCAGGAGUCGCGUAAACUUAUUCUUUAUUAUUUAGAAAUUAGUUUUAAAUAUAAAUUAAGCAGUAAAAGGAGAAAACGAAUAUUAAAACAGUUUAAAAAAAGUAGAUUAAACAAAUAACGGCACUGCGCGCCGUUCAGCAUCGGAGUGUGUUGUGCGUUGACAUGCCUGGCAGGUUCAUUAACUGUAAUAAAGUAAUUAAUUUACCCAAAAUAAAUGCUAUGAAGAAACUAUAUUAAUGAUAAUGACGAUGAAUAUAUUAAAAAAAUAAAAUAUGCAGUUAUUUUUAUACAAUAAUUUAUUUUGCCAAAAAAGUGAAAUUGGAAUUGGUAUUAAGAAUUUUUAACAGUAACACUAUUUGCUGUAACUACUGUACGUAUUUGUUUCCUUUUGUUCACUGUAUCCUUUGUAUUUGUGUGUGUCUAUAACUUUUACAAUUAAAAAAAUCGCAUCAGUUUUAUUUAAAA